Bursaphelenchus okinawaensis is the source of this 2670-nucleotide messenger RNA. The record is from the annotation of a GenBank genome assembly. NCBI's taxonomy places the organism in Eukaryota, Metazoa, Nematoda, Chromadorea, Rhabditida, Aphelenchoididae.
AUGUCUUUGUACGACGAUAUAUUACCAACUUCAAGCACGGAGUCUAAUUCAGGUUGGUUUUAAUUUUUCAUAACUUAAAGAUUAAUAAUUUUUUUAUAUCUUUCAAACAUUAGAGUAAAUUAAGUAGAGUUUUGAGCAUAAAAGCGUGGUUAUUUAAAUAUAUACUUUAAUAUUGUGUAUUUUAGAACCAAAGCCGGCUUCUCAAAACUUUUUGUUCUUGAAACAACAGCUGGAAGCGAAGAAAGCCCAAAUAGCUCAAAGCAAGUUCAAGCCUGUAAGUUAAUUUAUUUUUGUUUUCUCAAGUUUAGAAAUUCACUUCAGGUGUUCUAUAACAAUACUUUAAUAUUUCAUUUCUUACUUUAAUGUAUAUCGUCUUCAGAAGCCCACAGGUGUUUCAAAUCUGAAGCCACAAGUUUCUGUGCCUGUUAUCCAGCUAAAGCCAAAUAAUAUUUUAAAACCGAGGAAAGCGAAACCACUACCUUUAGAUGGACCACCUUCUUUUAGCAUAAUUCCUCAGGCCAAAAAGGAGGAAAAGGUAAGGUGAUCUUACUUUACAUAAAUCGUAUAGACAGAUACAUAGGCGGUAAAAAAUAACGCAAAUGAAGAUUUCCGGUUGGUUUAGUAUUAAAAUAAGUUUACUUUGUUUUUUUUUAAAUUUAUUGCUAUUUCAGAUAAUUUUAUUCAAUGAGGUUGAAAUAAUAGACGAAUACAAUCCAUUAACUCCUACAGAUUACAUGGUUUAUAAGCCGAAGAGGUCAGUUUUUAUUAUUACUUUUUCAAUAUUUAGGUACAUACUAUUUGAAGUGCACAUUAUUUAUUCGUCCAACCCUGACGAUAGACUUAAAAUUUACUUUUAAGAGAGCUACAAUUGUCAAAAGAACGGAUUGCCAAGGAAAUUGCUGAAAGAUUAGCCAAGGAACAUGAGGAAGAAGAGAAGAAACGAAAAGCUUAUGCUCAAUUUGCUCCACCUCAGGCUUUGAUCGAGAACAAUGUUGUUAUGGCAGAGCCUGAACCAGAACGUAUGUUUUUAUAAGUACUGUAAAACGUUUAGCAUAACCUUUUGGGGCUACUCAGUUUAAAGGUCCCAUCUCAUUACAGGGUCCCAUGCAAAUUUUAUUCAUUAAAAUUGCAUUUUUUUACAAUUUUCAUUGUAAAAAUAUCGCGAAAUUGAAUCGCGGUUGCUGUACCUGAAAACGGCCUCGAAAAAGUAAGUUGACAUCAAUGUUUUAAAAAGUUGGGACCCAUAUCUAAGAAGUGGGACCCAUAUCUAAGAAGUGGGACCCAUAUCUAAGAAGUGGGACCCAUAUCUAAGAAGUGGGACCCAUAUCUAAGAAGCGGGACCCAUAUCUAAGAAGCGGGAGCCAUAUCUAAGAAGUGGGACCCAUAUCUAAGAAUUGGUUCCUAAAUCUAAGAAGGUGAAACCCGUAACUAAAAAGUUUUAACCAAUAUAUAAAGAACUAUACUUACCGUGUAGGUAUUUUUGUGAAAUACGAUCAAGUGAAUCCAUCAUCGGCAAGUGUCUCAGGAGAACCAUUCAUCGGACGUUGAUUGUCGCUGGCAAAACCCACUUCAAAACAUUGUCACGGACCACUAGUAACAACACGACCAUCCAUGGUCUUGGCAAAAAAUCAGAAUGAAACAACCAAUACAACCGAUUUUCGGUUCUCAUAAAAUUUAAAUUUUGGGACCUUCUAUUGGGUCAAAAAUUGGGGCCUUUUACUGGGUGGCGUGGGACCUUUAAACAGAGUAGCGCCCCUUUUUUAUAUACGAGGUUUUACGGUACUCUAAAGUAUAUUUUACUGUGUCGUUAUAGCUGUACUGCCGGUAAAACCAGUAAAACGAGGCUUGGAUUUGGCUGCGGACAUCAUGUCGAAGAUGGGGUACCAAGAAGGAAAAGGCUUGGGGAAGAAUGAAACUGGCAUAAGCUCGGCUUUGAGAGUGGAGAAGAAGGGCCGUCAUGUUGGUAUGAUUGUCGAUGGGUCAAAAAAGUCAUGGGAUCGAGAUACAUAUGGAAAAUGUGAGUUAUCUGAAUAAAAGUUAACUUAUGCAUCUGACUGUAAUUUUGGGGUAUUAUAAAAGUUACUGUAGGUAAUCCUCAUGAUGCUACUUAGAUUGACCAUCAAAAGAGACAUUUUUAUGUUGUGUUUCAGACGUGACUCAACAGACCAACUUCAACACGAAGGAUAUGGUUCAAAAUGCCUCAAAGAUAGUGUUGAUCAAGGUAAGCAUUUGAAAACAUUGUCAUAUCUGUUUUUAGAACAUGGUAACACCUUCUGACUACGAGGAAAACAUUCAGGAGAUUGUGGAAGACGAAAUGGCCAAAUAUGGAGCUGUUAGUAAAGUUGUCAUCCAUGAGGUAAGGUUGUUCGAAAAAUAGUGGCUUCGUUUUGUAAACUACAAUUUUUAUUCAAUGUAACACAAAAAGUGUACUAGCAAGAAGAUAUUCGUAGACAAAACUGUUAUUUUAACUCUUUAAAAUGUAAUAAAAUUUUUUAGGUACCAGAUGCUCCAGAAAACGAAGCCAUUCGUAUCUUCGUUGAAUACACGAAUCAAGCUCAGGCCAUGAAAGCUGUUGUCGACCUGAGUAAACGAUUUUAUGGUGGCCGAGCGUUGAAAGUGUCCUUCUUCGACAUUGAUAAGUACAACAAUCAGCAGUUCGACGACUUGUAG